AUGUCAGCACCGACAGGCCCUCCACCACUACCCUCGAACCCGGAUGAGAAUGCUGGCCCCCAGAUCUUCGGCGCCGUAUUGUCGACGACCAUCCUCGCUUUUGUGGUUGCAAUGCCUAGGUUCUACGUCCGAGCCUUUAUGGUGAAAGCGUUGGGAUGGGAUGACUUAUUCAUGGCCAUUGCUUUGGCGCUUUCUAUAUCCACCACGGGCGUCAUUCUAGCCUCUGUGAAAUAUGGCGCAGGCCAGCACAUUGGUGACGUUGAGCAGCACAUCUUCAAGAGAGGGAUGAAACUGAACUUUGUUUCACAGCCCAUGUUGCAAUGGGGCGUCUGUAUCGUGAAGCUUUCCGUUGGCUGUGCUUUAUUGAGAAUUGCGACGAAAAAGCCGAUGAGAUGGACGAUCAUAGGUAUUAUGGUCUUCAUGAGUUUCUACACACUCGGCUCGAUGACCACACUAUUCACUCAGUGUAAACAAGUUGCCAUGCAAUGGGACCCUUCGAUUCCACGAGAUUGUUGGGCACCCGAGACCCUACAGGCGCUGGCUUUCACACAUGCGGCACUCAACAUCGCGACCGAUUUCAUCUUCGCUAUUGUCAUCCCGAUCCCGAUCUUGUGGGGUCUCCAAAUGAACAGAAGAACGAAGGCUGCCGUCAUGAUCAUGCUAUCGUUGGGUAUAUUCGUCUGCUUGGCAGGCAUUCUACGAGUUCCAACAAUCGUCAACUAUGGAAAAGCCGGAGAUUUCCUGUGGGACAGUCGAGGCCUAUCGAUCUGGUUCGUUGCGGAAUUCAACACCGGCAUCAUCGCCGGAAGCAUGCCUGCGCUCAAGCCUAUCUUCAAGUCCAUGCUCGACAGCGUUUACUUCAAGGGAAUUACCAACAGAUAUGGCUAUGCAAAAAAUUCCAGCAACCCGGCGGCUGGAAGCCACCAGCGUUCGUUCUCCAACAAAGUCUUUACCACUAACCGCGACAAGGAACGUUUGAGCUCGCACGAUCAGUUCCAUGACCUUGACGGCUCCGGCAGUCAGCGUGGCUUGGUUUUGGAGGACAAGCCCAUCCCACUCGGCACCAUCCAGAAGAAUGUCACCACCACCGUGACCCAGAUGGAUGAGCCGAACCCGUCGAAGAUGAGGAGACAUGCAUGGGAUGAUUGA
Molecule: messenger RNA, 1149 nt
Organism: Exophiala bonariae
Lineage: Eukaryota; Fungi; Ascomycota; Eurotiomycetes; Chaetothyriales; Herpotrichiellaceae
Exons: 4
Coding region: 1-1149 (382 amino acids)
Source: RefSeq, a predicted model, not a curated record